UUUAAACACCAGCGGAUUCAAAAUAGGCUAUAUAUACCCUCCUCCGCCUUCCUUGCCUCAUUCAUUGAAGUAUUUGGAAAAGAAUUUUAAAAAAAUGCAAGCGGGUUCGGUGUUAGCACUCUCUCCGGCCUUUAAUCUCUAUCCACCUGCGAGAGGAUAUACAGAAGUCGCGGAUAAAGUUAGCGAAGAUUUCGGCGCAAAGCUCAAACUCGAGGCUUUUGGUUGCGAGUCUGGGGAUAUGGAAAACAAAGAAGCCUCCAAAAUCGAAGCUUUGGAUGAGAAACUAGUAGAUGGAGGUGAAAACGGCAAAGAGGAAGGGGAAUACGAUGACGAUGACGACGAGUUCUCGUUUGCUUGCGUGAAUCCCGACGGGUCGCCGAUUUCUGCGGACGACGCAUUCGCUGACGGCCAGAUCCGGCCGAUAUUCCCGCUCUUCAACCGAGAUCUCCUUCUCGCCGACGCUUACGACGGUGAUUCGAAGCCUGAGGAGGAUUCUUCCUCGGCUAACCGACCGCCGCUAAGGAAUUUCUUCGUCGAGGAGCGCGAUACUCCGUCGUCGUCGACGACCUCGGAGUCAGACGAGCUGGUGGGAGCCCCCUCCGGGCCGUUCUGCGAGUGGUCCGGCAAGGCGGAGCUCAGCAAGAAGAGCAACUCCACGGGGUUUUCGAAGAUCUGGAGGUUCCGGGACUUGGUUCGACGGAGCAACAGCGACGGCCGCGAUGCCUUCGUGUUCCUGAGCCAUUCGUCGGCGAGCGCAAAGCCAAGCAGCGAACCAACGACGGAGGCUAAGAAAAGCGACGUCGUUGAGAAGAAGGAGAAGGUGGAAAAAGUGGAGGUGAAGAGGGUAGUGAGGGGUGCUAAAACGGCGUCGUCAGUGCACGAAGCGCACUACGUGAAUAACAGGGCGAAGAGGGAGGGAGAUAAGCGGAAAUCUUAUUUGCCGUACAGGGUUGGAUUUUUCACGAAUGUGAACGGGUUAAGCAGGAAUGUGCAUCCCUUCUAAUUAAGCGCGAUGCUAAUUUUUAUUAAUUAAUUUUUUGGGAUUUGUUGGGUCUCAUUUGUUGAAUAAUUAAUUAAUUUAUGUAAAUACAAGCGGAGUAGAAGUAUUCCGUAUUUGUAGGGGUUUUCGAAUUCUCAGCUCUGCAUCUAGUAUUUAAUAUUCAUGUUAACGUGAAUAUUAUCAGUUAUAAUUGCAACUAUAUUUUUGUUAUUGAGGAAGUAGGCUUAUUGAA
Alnus glutinosa is the source of this 1232-nucleotide messenger RNA. RefSeq lists its product as uncharacterized. The record is from RefSeq and is a predicted model, not a curated record. Bases 95 to 1003 code for a protein of 302 amino acids. The transcript has a single exon. NCBI's taxonomy places the organism in Eukaryota, Viridiplantae, Streptophyta, Magnoliopsida, Fagales, Betulaceae.